UCCAUUGACGUUGCUCCGUUAUGGGUCGACGAUUACGACGUUGAGACAUGUCGUGGUGGAACUUCAAUCUGGUCUUCUGCGUUCCGUUUCGCCUUUCCUUCCCGUGCUUCACUCACUCUGCCAUUAGCAUCACUUGACCCUCUUUCUUCGUCUUCGAUGGGUCACGCUGCCUUGCCUUGUCACAGCCUUGCCAGGCAGGAAGUCUCUCCUAUCUACUUGUUAUAAAAGCAUUCCAACAGCCUCUCGUUUACAAAGCUGUUCCGAGCCCCGCUGGUCGCAUCGCUUUGGUUCCAGCCGCCUUCACUUUGACGCUUCCACGACCUGAACCUGCACACUAGUUUGUGCCCCGCGACGAAUCGGUGUGGUGAACCGCACCCUGCCUCAGCAUGCCUCUUCUAUCUGCCCUGGCAUAUACCGCCGCCGCUCUCGUGCUGACUCCUUUCUUCGCAAUACUCUUCUGGAACUAUGGCCUCCCCGUCUUCUUUCGUUUCGCCUCGCGCACUCUCGGCACCUCUCUAGGCUGGUAUCUUUGGCGGAAAACAGAGGGUCGCCGCGAGCUCAUCAUCCGAUCCAGCGAGGAGGACGAGCGAAAGUUCCAGGAAAGCGGUUCAAGCAAGAGCAGUGCGGGAAGCAGUCUCGACGACGAGUGGGAGAACAUCGAGGCCUCGACGACCGGCACAUCCAAGAACCGCGACAAGGCCAGCCAGGAUUGGACCGGCAUUGUCGGCUUCUUCCACCCUUUCUGUAACGCUGGAGGGGGUGGGGAGAGGGUCCUGUGGGCUGCCAUUCGAGCUACCCAGAAGAGGUGGCCCAAGGCCAAGUGUGUUGUGUAUACUGGCGACCAUGAGGUCACCAAGGACAGAAUACUCGAAAGGGUCGAGAACACGUUCAGCAUUCACAUACACCCGCCGACUAUCACCUUCCUAUACCUAUCGACUCGACAAUGGGUGCUCCCGUCGUCAUGGCCACACUUCACGCUGCUCGGCCAGUCGCUAGGGUCACUGGUACUUGGAUGGGACGCUUUCUCCUUGUUGGUCCCCGAUAUCUUCGUCGAUACCAUGGGUUAUGCAUUUGUGCUUGGACUUAGCAAGCUGCUCUUCCCCAAUCUGCCCACCGGCGCAUACGUACACUAUCCUACCAUCUCCACCGACAUGCUCGACUCUCUCGACCCGAACAGCACAGUGGGAAGCCAGGGAGUAAAUGCAGGCAAGGGAGUCGGUGUUAGAGGCACUGUAAAGCGCAACUACUGGAGGGCCUUUGCAGCAAUAUACUCUUGGAUGGGCGCAUCUGUGGACGUGGUCAUGACGAACUCGACCUGGACUCAGGCGCAUGUCCAGGCCAUCUGGGGACCCCGUCGUGCCUUGCGAUCUCGCAAGCAUCCUAUCGCCGUCGUCUUUCCGCCUUGCGCUGUCAGAGAAUUGGAAAAGGACAUUGAAGUCUCCGAGGAGAGCGAGAAGCAACGGGAGAAGGUUCUCCUCUACAUUGCGCAAUUCCGACCCGAGAAAAACCACUCCCUUAUCGUCAGCUCUUUUGCCGAAUUCGUCAAUAGUGGUUCUCCCGCCGCCAAGGAUGCCAAGCUUGUUCUCGUGGGCAGUGUUCGCGAUGACAGUGACUCGAAGCGCGUCUAUCAACUGCGUCUCCUGGUCAACGAGUUGCACAUCAGGGAUCGCGUCACAUUCCAGCUUGAUGCCAGCUGGCCUGAUAUCCUCCACUGGCUGCGAAAAUCCUAUGUCGGUGUCAAUGGCAUGUGGAAUGAGCACUUUGGCAUUGGCGUUGUCGAGUAUCAAGCUGCCGGUUUGAUUGCGGUUGUUCACGACAGCGGUGGCCCGAAGCUUGAUAUUGUCACCGAGGUUGAUGGCCAGCCCACUGGUUUCCACGCCACCACAGCAACCGAGUUUGCUCAAGGUUUCGAAAAGGCACUAUCGCUGCCCGACCCUCUGACCGUCCGAAAGCGAGCACGCAUUUCAGCUCGGCGAUUCACGGAAGAAGAGUUUGCCCGGAAGUGGCUUGCACAGAUGGAUGUACUAGUCGCCAUGGAGAUCUAAGUGUCAGUCCCUAAAGGUGUAAUAGAGUGGUUGGCAAGUCAUGUUUUUGCACGCGAUGAUAGCGCGAUUGCAGUGAUAGAUGUAGAAUUGAUCAUAUGAUACCCCAAGGAAAUGCAUCUGAGCAUAGGCGGUAGAGAUUUCGCGGUCAAAUGGCGGAAAAGGUGGUGGAAAGAGAAAAGUUCACGAAAUUUAAAAAGAAUUAAAGGAAAUUAUAUACGUCA
Molecule: messenger RNA, 2266 nt
Organism: Truncatella angustata
Lineage: Eukaryota; Fungi; Ascomycota; Sordariomycetes; Amphisphaeriales; Sporocadaceae
Exons: 3
Coding region: 387-2045 (552 amino acids)
Biological process (GO): protein N-linked glycosylation
Cellular component (GO): endoplasmic reticulum membrane
Molecular function (GO): GDP-Man:Man(3)GlcNAc(2)-PP-Dol alpha-1,2-mannosyltransferase activity
Source: RefSeq, a predicted model, not a curated record